GGCGCUCGGAGCCGGAGAAGGCGGCGGCGCGUCUCUCGGAUCUCCCUCCUGCGCGAUGGCGGCCAUGGCGACGGCGCCCUUCACCUGCAUCACCUGCCGGCUGGCGUUCAGCGACGCGGACCUGCAGCGGGCGCACUACAAGACGGACUGGCACCGCUACAACCUGCGGCGCAAGGUGGCCGCCAUGGCGCCGGUGACGGCCGAGGGCUUCCAGGAGCGCGUGUGGGCGCAGCGGGCGCUGGCCGAGCAGCAGGGCCAGGCCACGGCCACCUACUGCGCCGCGUGCUGCAAGAAGUUCGCCUCGUUCAACGCCUACGACAACCACCUGCGCUCGCGGAGGCACGCCGAGCUGGAGAGGAAGGCGGUGGCGGCCGUGAGCCAGCGCGUGGCGCGGCUGAACGCCAAGAACCUGGAGAAGGGGCUGGGCGCGGGCGCCGUGGACAAGGACGCCGUCAACGCCGCCAUCCAGCGGGCCAUCAAGCCUCAGCCGUCCCCCAAGAAGGCCCCGGCCGCCCCGGAGCGCGACGCCCCCGCGCCCGACAAGGACAGGCCCCCGCGGCUGCAGUGGUUCGAGCAGCAGGCCAGGAAGCUGGCCAAGCAGCAGGGAGAGGAGGAGGAGGAGGAGGAGGAGGAGGAGGAAGACCUGGAGGAGGAAGCCGAUCUUGAUUCCGAGGAAGAGCUGGAAUGUGACGAUGCUGAUGGCCUGGACGAGGCAGACGAGGAGGACGAGGCUGCCGAGGCUGAUGCUGAUGUCGAGGCUGGCAGCAGCUCCCGCCUUGGUGCUCUCCCUGUCACGGACUGUUUGUUCUGUUCCCAUCAUUCCAGCUCCCUCUUGAAGAACGUGGCUCAUAUGACCAAAGUGCACAGUUUCUUUAUUCCUGACAUCGAGUACCUCUCGGACCUUAGGGGGCUGAUUAAGUACUUGGGCGAGAAAGUCGGGGUUGGGAAGAUCUGCUUGUGGUGUAAUGAGAAAGGGAAAUCCUUUUAUUCCACGGAAGCUGUCCAGGCUCACAUGAACGACAAGAGUCACUGUAAGCUCUUUACAGAUGGGGAUGCUGCUUUGGAAUUUGCAGACUUCUAUGACUUUAGGAGCAGCUACCCGGAUCACAAGGAAGGGGAAAAUCCUGAGGAGACCUCGGAGUUAUCUUCAGAAAAGUCCUUGGAAUAUGAUGAUGAAACCAUGGAGCUCAUUCUGCCUUCUGGUGCCCGGGUCGGUCAUCGCUCCUUGAUGAGAUACUACAAACAGCGCUUUGGGCUGUCUAGGGCCGUUGCUGUGUCCAAGAACCAGAAGACAGUGGGCCGAGUCCUGCAGCAGUACAGAGCCCUCGGGUGGAUGGGCAGCACAGGGCCAGCCCUGGUGCGAGGGCGCGACAUGCAGUACGUGCAGAGGAUGAAGUCUAAGUGGAUGCUGAAGACAGGGAUGCAGAACAACGCCACCAAGCAGAUGCACUUCCGGGCCCAAGUGAGGUUCUGAGCCUUUUGCCUGCCCGUCCAGGACCUACCAUGCUGCUGCUCCUCCUCCCUCUUUGUCUCCUGUUGGAAUCUAAUAAAAA
This is a messenger RNA of Suncus etruscus (white-toothed pygmy shrew), 1553 nucleotides long. RefSeq names its product zinc finger protein 622 (gene ZNF622). The coding region runs from base 56 to 1474 and encodes 472 amino acids. The transcript is spliced from 6 exons. The record is from RefSeq and is a predicted model, not a curated record. Lineage: Eukaryota; Metazoa; Chordata; Mammalia; Eulipotyphla; Soricidae. Gene Ontology annotation, molecular function: zinc ion binding; nucleic acid binding. Gene Ontology annotation, cellular component: preribosome, large subunit precursor. Gene Ontology annotation, biological process: ribosomal large subunit biogenesis.